ACAGCAACUUUAUAUCCAAACAGAACUCUGUGAUAUGAGGUGAGACAUUGUUUUAUGUGAUUUCUCUAUGAAAUAACAUGAUAUUGAAAUUUUGUUUUGUUCCUGACAGUUUGACAGAUUUGUGUGAAAAGAACAACAAUAUCAACGAAAAAAUAGUCUGGGACAUCCUUGUCGAUCUAACGCAGGUGUUGUAUUGUGACUCACUUUUCAUAUUUUUUUCUCACAAUUUCUGCAUGUAGUUUUGCAAUCUGUGUCCCUGCAUGUUUAUAUCCAUUUUAACCUACAUACAUCAGCUGUAAAUUUCAUGAGCUAUCACUGGAAAAAAUUGUGCCAGAAUGGACAACUUGCAUGUCAGACUAAAUUUUUAUCUAAGUAAAGAGAAGGGAAACACAACAGCUACAAAGAACAUAAUGAAAUUAGUAAAAUUGCAAAAUUUGGUUACGAAAUGUUCAUGUAAAAUACAGAAAAUAUAGCCUUGCAAAGUUUGCGAAUUUUGUAUAUGUUUGUAUUACGUGCGGAAAUGGUUACCAUUUUCGGCUCGAUUUUGCAAUUCUACUAAUUUUAAUAAGUUCUUUACGGCAAUUUACUUUUUUUGCCUAGAUCAAAAAUUAGUCUAACAUGCAAGUUGUCUAUUCCAUACUCUGAAAUUUGCAAUUGUAUCAUUAAAUCCAUAGUAUUUCAACACUAUGAAAAUUGCAACUAUGAAAAUUGGAUUUCCAUACUAUUUCCAACGAACUGUAUAUGUUUGCAACCCUUUAAUACUGUCUACACCAUUUUGUGUACGCUUGAUGUACCUAUUUUUACUAUUGUUGGUAUCUUUCAGGGGCUGAAGCAUCUCCAUGACAACGACAUGAUACACAUGGAUAUAAAACCUUCGAACGUUCUGAUUGGUUUGGAUGGACUGUAUAAAAUUGCCGACUUUGGUCUCGUACUUGAUAUCUCUAAGGUGAGAAAAUCGCGAUGAAAUAAUAGACAAUUCCCAUUAUAGACUAAUUUUAGAACAAGGCAAAGAGAUGCAAAAAAAUCACCACAGCUAGAAAGCGCAUACUAAACUAUAGCCUUGCAAAGUUUGAAAAUUUUGUAUUAUUUUCGGCCCAAAUCGGUGGUAGCACGCAAUACAAAAGUAUACAAAAUUUGCGAACUUUGCAAGGCUAUAUUUUCCGCAUUUUACAACAUUUCACAACCAAACUUUGCAAUUUUACUCAUUUUAGUAUGCUCUUUCCGGGAAUAUACUUUUUUGCCAAGAUAAAAAAUUAGUCUAUAAUGCAUAGGAAUUGUCUAUAUGAAUCCAGCGUCACCAUUUGAUGUUCUCUUCACAUUUUUAUUAAUAUGUUAACCGAAUUUUCUGACAUGCAAUAUUUCAGCGUCAUUUCAAUGAAGCUCAAGAAGGUGAUCCUAAAUAUCUCGCCCCAGAACUACUGGAAGGAAGAUUCUCUAAAGCCGCAGAUAUCUUCAGCUUGGGCAUCAGUUUAUUAGAAGUCGCCUGUGACCUGGAUCUUCCUCGCGGCGGAGACGCUUGGCAGCAACUUCGACACCAACAGAUUCCUAACGCUUUCCUACAAGGUGGAUAUUGUUUGGACAUUGUGCAAGGAGGGGUGCAGGUCUUCCAUUGGGUGCAUGGGCGGAUUUACUGGGGGGGGGUUAAACCCCCCUUAGAAUCUCUCUAACCCCUCCUAUAAAGUGUUCAACCCCACCAAAAUUUCGCUUUACCCCUCCUAUUUUGUAUGACAAUCUUUAACCUUAACGCUCAGUGCUGCCGCUUGCACCCCACUAGAAAUUUUUCCAUCCUUCCUUUAAAAAAAAUGAAAAUCAGCCCUUGAUGGGGUGGUGCAUGAGGGAGCCUUACUGCCCACUCUCCUCUGCAGUCUGCAACGCAACUAUCCCAACAUUACCAUUAUUUGAGAUGACUGAAUCUGCAUGUUCGCCGUUCUGUUACGUUUUACAUUAUCUUAAAUUGUCAAUAAAGUUUAUAUCGGUUUUUUAUCACGUAUGCGUGACUGGACAGUAACUAUAUGCUUUACUAUAUAAUUACAUCUCAUUCUCAUAUGAGAAAAAUGCUUCCAGUUCGACUCUGCCAAAGAACACAUUUUGUUUGAGUGGUCAGUACAUGUGUUUUUCAUCUCUGUUUGAUUCCUGUCAUAUCUGAUCAGGGCUCAAAAUAACUGCCAGUCAACGGACAAUGACUGGCCAAAAGUGCCUCUUGACCGGUCACUUUUUUACCUCUCCGGUCAUUUUGACCGGCCACAUUUUCAUGCCUUCCAAUGUCAUUGCUACCGUCUUGAAUUGAAACAUGAAACUAUGAUGUAUCGAAACAAUUAGUUUCUAAUAGUCUGUUUCACUGUUAGUGUAAGCGUAUCAAUGACCGGUCAAAAACAGAUUUUGAGCGAGCUAAAAUCAAGUUGACCGGAGACCUACUGUAUCUUCCGUUAUUUUGAGCCCUGCUGAUUAUAAUUUCUAGGUCUGUCGCCAGAGUUGUCUGGCCUGAUAAGAAGAAUGAUGGAUCCAUUACCUCGAAACAGGUCAGCUGAUUUACGUACUGUAGUAUCAAAAUACUUUGGUAUAUUUAGUUCAUUGAGUUCAAUGUCGAAGUAUUCAAACGAAAGCUGUGUUACUAAAUAAAACUAACAUCCUUCUAUUUAAUAUAGACCCACUGUCGAUGACAUCCUUGCUGAACCACUUGUAAUAAAGGUAAGAACUUUAGAAACUUCGGUUACUGCAUCUGAUAAGCAUUUUUCUCAGAAAUUUUCCAGUUCUGGAAAAUGUUCGGCAGCUGGAAAUUUUUAACAAAAUAUCUUAACAAAAUAUCUUCGCCAGAAAUUCUCUUACACCUUGCCGAAAAUUUUUGUCAUCUUAUAUACUGGAAUGCCAUAUCAUUUACUCGUAUACUGUUUAAAAAUUCCAAAAGCAUUUUGGAAGUUGAGAUUGUUUUGUACCGAGAUUGAAAUUUAUCACAAUAAUGUGCAGCACAUCAUUAUAUGUUCUCGGAAAUCUACACAUGGAGGGAGUUUUAUAUGAUUUGAUUUACACAGGAAAUAUAGAUUUUUUAAGAGAACUAUAUUUGUUAGGCUUGAAUUUUUCAUACCCGUUUAUCAGCUCAGUAAUGUUGCGUUUGUUAAAUAAAUUUAGGCAAACACCAGACGAAAACGUUUGAAGACAUUUAAUGCACUGGUGAGUUUGGACAGUCAAAAUUCCUUUAUUUUCCAUCUCAUAUAUAUCUACUAUAUAUUUUACAAUUUUCCAUCUGUAUAUUCUUGUAUAUACUAUGAAGUUAAUGCUGUAUAUUUUUCCUGCUUCCUAUAGUGUUCUGGCUUAAAGAAAAUCCUUUUCCCAUUCACUUUUAUUUUAUUUUGGAUUUGGGAAAUCUUUAUUGUAAAACCAAUCAAGCUACUUUGUGGUGAGUUCAAACACGAUCUUGUGUGUACAGUAUAGUUAGCCCAGCUGAUUUUAUUCGGAGAACAGUAAAAAAUGGAUAAUUUCAGCUGUUGACGAAAUUUUGAUCUAGCCAAGAAGAACGAAAUCCAACACCACAGCUGGAAAGAGCAUCUUAAAAUGAGUAAAAUUGCAAAGUUUGGUUGCGAAUUGUUGUAAAGUGAGGAAAAUAUAGCCCUGUGAAGUUCGCAAAUUUUGUAUAUAUUUGCGUUACGCGCUGGAAAAAUAACCAUUUUUACCGCGCGUAAUACAAAUAUAUGCAAAAAUUUGCGAACUUCAUAGGGCUAUAUUUUCUUCAUUUUACAACAUUUCGCAACCAAUCUUUGCAGUUUUACUCAUUCUAAGAUGCUCUUUCUAGCUGUGGUGUUGGAUUUCAUUCUUGACUUGAUCAAAAUUUAGUCUAUAGCUGAAAUUACCCAUUUUCAGUAGUCUCAUCUUCAUAUGAAGUUUCAUGAAGAUUUUUCUAUCUUUAGAUUCAAAUAAACUACGCGUGUCCAGUACUACAGAACUACUAAACGAAAAUAUGUUUGAUUCAAGUCUCUCGUCAGAAGGUAAAUUUUUUUUAUAUGCAUAUGCCUUUUAUCUGUUCCAUAUGUUUGCUUUUGAUUAAUGUUAGUAGGAUACUAGGAGGAUGUAUAUGCUAAUCAUCCUUACUUGCAGAGCUAAAACCAUCAUGGGUGGAAAAUAUAGGCGAGCACUGCUCGCAGGAAAUGUUAAACAGCUGCAGGAAAUUCGUUUGAAUGAAGAUUUGCUGUUGACAAUUUGAAGGACACCUUAACACCCAUGUCCCACUAUAUGGGCGCAACAACAUAUGGUUGACAGACAUUAUUCCUUGAAUUUAAAACCAUGGUCAGCUAGAACACUAUAUGUUUAUGCACAUGCAGAUUUAGCACAAAAAUACUCCGUUGGUCUGCAGGAAAUUUUUGUCUCCAUGUUGUGCUCCCAGGAAAAAAAUUCUUUUUUUCCUGCCCUGUAAACCAUCACUAUCUUAACUAAAAUAUAAAUCUUGAUUUUCUCAUUUAUUAGAUAGCGUCUUUGGCAUCACGUCCUUCUCAAGUUCUGUGGAUGAAAGUUUUUCGUUGAAGAAUAGUUUAUCGCCCAAGAGCAUAUCAAGAUCUUACUUACAGAGGUAAGGUUUAGACUUCUUAUAUUGGGUUUAGACUUCAUCUCGUUACAAAUAGGCACAUUUGUACACAGGGCGUUUGCACAUGACGUCACAGCCGCCAUGUUGGUGUUCCAAUUCAAAGAAUUUCACUUAGACUCUUUUGUCUUGAUGAGUGCAAACACUCUAUUAGACGAUAUACAUGUAAAAGGUUUUUAUACAUUAUCAUUUAUCAAUUACAUUAUUUUUAAAAUUUUUCUGACUGCUUCAAAAAGUCAAAAUGCAAGAGGAAAACACGAAAAAUCAUAAGCGUGUCGUAUCUUUAUAUGUGAUAGAGAUUUCCCUUGAUUUACAUAAACUUUAACUUUGAUUUUCUCGCCUUACACAACGUAUUUUUUGAAAAUUACUGCGCCAAUAAACUUUACUAGAUUGAUCGUUUUUGAAGCAAUUUAAAACAUUCGCAGUGUGUGUUUAGGUGUUUUAUCAGACUUGUAGAUACUCCGCUUCGCCUCGUAUCUUUGUACCUGAUAAAACACUGCUGCUCAUGUUUUAAAUAGUACUUAACAAUCAUAUAAUAAGAUUGAUAACAAAACACAAGUCCCUAAAACGAGGCUCCGUAAUAACAAGGCUAACUACUUUCCUUUACAUUCCAGUGACGAAGAUUCGCAAUCGCCGAAAAGAAGUUCUCCUUUUCGUACGUGUUUGUCAAAACAUUCUCCUUGGUUGGAGAAGAAAAGUGGAAGGUAUGUCCGCGAUAAUCAAAAGAACAUUGCCCUCACGUGCGACUGGAAAGAUUUUUAAUAAGAUUAUUAAUGACCCAGUGGUCAGUGCAUGUAUCUUUCAUCUCUGUGACUGAGGUUUGAUUCCUCCAAUAUACAGUUGUCUCAUUAUAAUUUCACCUCAGUCACAUGUGAGAAGGGUGCUUCCAGUUUGACUCUAAAUCCAAAUAAAUAGUGAUUGGCGUUAAAACGCAAUGUGUAUCAACGUGUAAUGCAUCGGUUUUAGACAAUCGGAAAUAUAGAUAAUUCUUCCGAUUGCCUACCGAUAUCGGUCAAUCACUAUGAAUAAAGUUAGUUUUGUGAGUCGACAAUUACAGGUAAACUACGUGAAGCGUUCCUCUUUUGAGUUUCUAAAUUGAUUGCAAUUUUCCUCAUUACUUUUGCAAUUUAAAAAACUCCCUUGCAAAUCCCUUGAGGGAAUUUGCAACGUUGCUAAAAGCCAAUAAAAUUUUCCUCAGUUCCUGUUAGAAGUUCUUAACUUCCUGUUACAAGUUCCUAACUUCCUGUUCUGUUCUGGGCGUUGCAAUUGGCUGACAAAAAUAAUCGACCAAUAACAACGCUCAGAACAGAACAGGAAGUUAGGAAAUUAAAACAGGCAGUUAGGAAAAUUUAAAAUGAAGUUUGGAAUAUUGCAACAGCCGAUAGGAACGUUGCAAAUUCCCUCAAGGGAUUUGCAAAGAGUUUUUCAAAUUUGCAAAGCUAAUGAGGAAAAUUCCAAAUGAGUUACGAAGUCAAAAGAGGAACGCUUUACGUAGUUUACCUGCAAUAAAGUAUGUUUGUUCUUUGUCCAGUAUGACACCGCCGUUAGCGAACAGCAGUCCUCAUAUCAACUACACUCCACCCUCAGAAUCACACAAAGCACAUGGUGGCAUUGAUCCAUUUCUUAGGACGCAUAUUGGACCGAAAAAUCUACUCGAGGUAAGGAUUAAAUCCAAUAUAAAACCGUUUGACAUUAGCUACACGAGAAUCACCGUCAAACAGAAACAGAUGCAUGGCCGCCGGGAGAAGGGGGCGGUAGGAGGAAUUGAAAAGUUUAAAUGUUUCUAAACUUUAUUUAAGUUGCGCUGGAGUGUUUUAUAUAUACUAUAAAUACUAAAUGCUGUCCUUUUUACGUCACUGGUAUCAAGCUGAAGCAAAACAAGUCAAAUCUAGCUAUAUCUAUCAUCACGAGGCAAUUUGCUAUUGAUACACGAGAACAAACUAGAUUCAGAAAAAAAUGUUUCUGUUACAAAAUCUGCAUUGAUGCUGUCUUUCUUCUACUAUUUUGACGAGCGUCUUUCGAGUACAAUCUAUGAGGCUCUUGUUUAUAUUAUUUGUUUGAAAAGAAGGUUUGAAAAGGUUUAAUAAACUUCAAAUAUAACAUGCAAACUAUAGAAUAUGAAAAAAACUUUACUCUUUGUGUCUUGAUUCAUCGUCGUUACCACCAGCAAAGCCACCAUUAUCACCAGCAAUGUCACCAUUAUCACCAGCAAUGUCACCAUUAUCACCAGCAAAGCCACCAUUAUCACCAGCAAUGUCACCAUUAUCACUAUCAAGAUCAUCGUUACCAUCAAGGUCACCAUCAACACCACCAAGGUCACCACUCGCCAACAAGGUCACCACUCACCAAUAAGGUCACCAUCAACACCACCAAGGCCACCAUCAAGGUCACCAUUAUCAGCAGCAUGGUCACCAUUAUCACCAACAAGAUUACCAAGGCUACCAUCAAGAUCACCAAGGCUACCAUCAAGAUCACCAGGGCUACCAACAAGAUCACCAGGGCUACCAUCGAGAUCACCAUCAAGACGGUCAAGGUUACCAUCAAAGUCACCAUUAUCACCAGGAAGGUCACCAGGGUUACCAUCAAAACCACUAUCAAAUCCAUCAUCACUCUCAUCAUCAACGCAACCAAAAGCAAACAAAUAUGGCAUCACAUUCAUAACGAUCCAGAUCAAAUUUUUCGCGAGAAAAAUUGCCGCGUCACGCUUGUACUCGCGCCACAUUCUUAAACGUAGACCAAAAAAUGAGCCAUUCAAGACAAUUUGAGAAAAACUGUUUGCUCCUUGAGUCCAUUUUUUCCAUUGUUUCCAUUUUUUCCAUUGUUUCCAUUUUUUCCAUUGUUUCCUUCUGCUUUCAUCGUCACUUUGGCUGUAUGUUGUUGUUUCUUCCACAUUCUCUUCCUUCACUCGAAAUGCUAAAUGCAGAAGCUCAAAGAAUGAAAAAAAGUAGAAAAAGCCAACGGAGUUCAAUACGAUUUUUUCUAAGCCUUGUGGAACGUCAGCUCCAUGAAUUCCAUGUUCCAGAAGUUCUUCGAGCAUUUCCAUGCCGUCAAAAAGGUUUACGGUUGCUCUAAAAUACAAAUCUUUUAAGUCCUCGUCUUCGACCGCGUCCUCCGGUUCUUCUGUCUGAUCUAUAAGUAGAUUAUUUAAAAUUGAAAUUAGAUGAUUUGGUCUAAGUGUCUCCCUUCUUCGUCCGAAACUUUCUCACUGAAAGAUAAAAAGUACAGGACAAUUAUAUCAACAUCA
This is a messenger RNA of Paramuricea clavata, 7814 nucleotides long. The record is from the annotation of a GenBank genome assembly. Lineage: Eukaryota; Metazoa; Cnidaria; Anthozoa; Malacalcyonacea; Plexauridae.